AUGCCGGAGCGGAGACUGAUAGGGCCUGGUGGAAUGAUCCCAGCACAGCCUCAUUGGUGGAGAAGUUGCAGGCAAAUGACCCUAGAGGAGCAAGCCUUCGACCAAGAAAUCGAGGAUGUGGUGAUUGCAGGCAAAAGAGCUUUGCUGAAGCUCCGAAUGCAGCGAGCUGUAGAAAUGCCUGGGAUGAAGACCCACAUGUUCAAAAAGAUCAGAAAGCAGAUUGCCAGGGCUUUGUCUUUGAGGCGCCAGCGCGAGAUCGCGCGGGGCAUCACCCAAGAGCAGAGCCGACGAAUGCGACGGCGCAAGCGCUUGGAGCUGAAGGUGAAGUACGAGGAUGCUUAUGGUGGUGAGCGCAAAGGUCCAAAGUCCCGGCGCUGGCUUCGCCGCAUGGGCAGAAUUGUCUGA
This is a messenger RNA of Durusdinium trenchii, 405 nucleotides long. Lineage: Eukaryota; Dinophyceae; Suessiales; Symbiodiniaceae. The record is from the annotation of a GenBank genome assembly.